UUGGUUUUAACAUUACAUUUAAAAAAUAGCUCUUGUGUGGAAAGAAAUGAAAUUCAUACAUGUGAAUUUUUUUUUAAAAAUUUUAAAAAUAUGAUCCGAGGAAUUUUACUGAACAAGAGACGACUAGCUAAAAUUGUAGUUUUAUUUUUGUUGCUUCUGGUUAUAAUGUACGUGACGAACAGUAUAUUCUCUUCAAAGAAGGAGCCUGAGAAACUAAAUCAAGGAAAUAGUUUACGUAUCCAGAGAAAUAAUAAAAGAAAUAGAAAUAAUAAAAACAAUCAUAGUGUAAAAUUAAAAAGGGGAGAAAAAGACUUAAAAAACACGUUGAAUACUUUAAGAAUUGUAGCCGUGGAAGGUGAACUUCCUCGGAUUACAAGAAAGAGAGUGUUGAUUGACAAGGAUAUCAUUUUCAAACGAAAACGACAAACAGAAAACAAAAUUACUGAAAAUAUAAUCACAACAGCUUCUGCCAAAACCAAAUUCCCCACAACAGACGUCGCCACUACUGCACGUAGAUUAUUUCCAACUACUGAAUCUGUUACCAUAAAUGAAUUGCCAGCAAAUACUGCUGAUGGUAAAGAUAUGGAAGAUACUGAAGACAUUCUUAAAAAGUAUACUGCCUGUUUCAAUCUGCAAUAUCGAAAGGAUAUGUUUAACAUCAAAGGAUAUGUAUUUCCUGAGCUUGAGAAGAAAUUUCGUAAAAUAUGUUUCAAGGAGUUAUUUGGGAACGAAAAUGGCAAUAUUUGCAGAUGGUCACCAAAUCAUUUAAUUGGUCCUUUACUGGUAGAUAUGGAACCAAUUGAUUUUACCGUUUUACAGAGUGAAUUAAAAUUUGUCAAAAUGGGAGGCUGGUGGAAGCCUUACAAUUGUAUACCUCGUCAUAAGGUUGCAAUUAUAAUUCCAUUUCGUGAUCGCGAAUCUCACCUAUCAAUCUUGCUUAGACAGCUUCAUGCCAUUCUCAAGCGACAAGAUUUAAUGUACCGCAUCAUUGUUGUCGAGCAGGUUGAUGAAUAUCCAUUUAACAGAGGGAAGCUGAUGAAUGUUGGCUACAAAGAAGCUUUAAAGCUCUUCCCAUUUACUUGUUUUGUUUUUCAUGACGUUGAUUUAAUUCCCGAAAACGAUCUGAAUGAUUACGGUUGCCCUUCCUCACCUCGUCACUUAUCAUGCGCAGUAGAUAAGUUUGACUACGAAUUACCUUACCCUGGUAUAUUUGGUGGAGUGGAGAUGUUUGUUAAAGAUGAUUUUGUAAAAGUUAAUGGAUUCCCUAAUGGUUACUGGGGAUGGGGAGCGGAGGAUGAUAAUCUAUAUAAACGUUUAUCGGAGUACGGUUUGACAUUGUCUCGACCAUCAAUGCAAGAAGGGAGGUACAAAAUGAUCAAACAUGCUGAAACACAGGAGAAACCACCCAACAGAUACGAUAAAUUAAGUAAUGCUCAGGAAGAAUUUCAAACAGAUGGAAUAUCUUCAUUGCAGUAUACAGUGCUGAAUGUAGAAUUUGAACCUUUAUACACCAAAGUGCGAGUUGAUUUAAAUAUGGAAGGGGAUAUCAUAUACUAGUAUUUUGUUAGUUUCAUAUUUGUAUAUUUUUAAUAAUGUAAUAUUUCUAUAAAAUAUAUCAAUUAACAAAAAUAAUUUCCGUUACCUAUGUUAUCGCCAAAAAAACGUCCUUUCACCUGUAUAACGGGCGCAAAGCGCGAGGGCUGGGCGGUGCUUCUUUACACUACACACACGAACACUGGGCAUUCAUUCGUUCAGUUCAGAUGCCGUAAUUUUUCAAAAUAAAACAUUGCUACCUACUAAAAACCUGGUUUAACUAUGUCUUAUUUGUGCUGCAAAUAGUAAAAGCCAUGUUUUAGUACCACCAUAGUAGAAAGCACAGAUGUCUCUUUUUAAAAUUUCAUGCGGAGCUUGAUAUCAAUUCAGAAACACGUGCAAAAAAACCUGAAGAUAAUUUUUGUGAUAGCAUAUUUUUACGAGAUCAUAUAAUGAGGAACGAAUGGCUCAGAGCAGACUCGCAGCGCUAAAAGUCCCCGCUCCCUAGGAUAAACAAAUUAAAAUAUACAGGCCUCCCACAGUCAGUUGAGCAAAAUAAUACAGGAAUACAGGACAGAAAAUGGUUU
Hydractinia symbiolongicarpus is the source of this 2120-nucleotide messenger RNA. Its product is annotated as beta-1,4-N-acetylgalactosaminyltransferase bre-4-like. Gene Ontology annotation, biological process: carbohydrate metabolic process. The transcript has a single exon. Bases 91 to 1557 code for a protein of 488 amino acids. Gene Ontology annotation, molecular function: glycosyltransferase activity. NCBI's taxonomy places the organism in Eukaryota, Metazoa, Cnidaria, Hydrozoa, Anthoathecata, Hydractiniidae. The record is from RefSeq and is a predicted model, not a curated record.